This is a messenger RNA of Guillardia theta CCMP2712, 643 nucleotides long. RefSeq lists its product as hypothetical. NCBI's taxonomy places the organism in Eukaryota, Cryptophyceae, Pyrenomonadales, Geminigeraceae. The coding region runs from base 30 to 452 and encodes 140 amino acids. The record is from RefSeq and is a predicted model, not a curated record. The transcript is spliced from 6 exons.
AGGGUCGGCCUUAUAUGUCGGGGCGCGGGAUGGCCGGGGAACAUGGGGGGCAUCAGUCGAAGUACGACAUGCUGGUGACAAUGCAGGCGGUGUUUGCGAGUUCCUUUGGAGCGAUGAUGAUAGUGGAUCCGGUGUUUUUUGAAUUCAUAUCUCGGAGCCCCUUUGAUCUGCACGCGCAAGAUUGUAUCAGGGUUUGCGGGCCAUUCGUGGUUCUUUUGGGAAUUUUCGCGUACAGAACUCGUACGUUGACGGAGGAGGCUAGAAGAGCAUUCUCGCAGACGUGUUUGAUAAGCUACUCUUUGGCAGUUAUUUUAUGCUUAUGUGGGUACUACACGGGGAGAUGGAACCUAUGGUUGAUAGUGUGCGCGAUGAUAUUCACUGGUAUUGGGGUUGUUGGUCACGGGGCUUUCGGGCUGUUUGUAUCACCGGGCGGAUGCAUCAGUCGAAAAUAAUGUUUGUUUUUUGAGAUUAUAUGAGAUGCAAAAAGUUUCUCUAGCAUUUCUGUACAGAGACGGUGUCAGUAGUGAAGCCAGGUGUUUCAAUCUUGUGUGCAGUGGCCUUGGCGUGAGUUGGGGCACCUGAAUCUUUCCUUUGCUGAAAAGGAAUCAAGCAAACGAGUAUAGUAAAAAUAUCAAUUGGGGGA